This is a messenger RNA of Entamoeba histolytica HM-1:IMSS, 1002 nucleotides long. RefSeq lists its product as uncharacterized. The coding region runs from base 1 to 1002 and encodes 333 amino acids. NCBI's taxonomy places the organism in Eukaryota, Evosea, Mastigamoebida, Endamoebidae. The transcript has a single exon. The record is from RefSeq and is a predicted model, not a curated record.
AUGGGUAAUAAAGUCUCUCAACAACGUAAAUUACAAGCUACACCAAUUAAUAUAAUGCAAUUUGAUCCUCCUAUACAGUUUGAAGUUGAUAUGGAUGGAAUUGAUACAUUGGAUAAAAACUCUGAAAACUCUACUUCUUCUUCUACUAGACAAUAUCAUUUGAAUAAAUCUUCAAGUGAUCUUGAUAGUUUUAUUCCUUCAAAUAAUGCACGUAACCGAAUGACUUCAUUUAACUCUUCUGGACAAACUUUUGAUCAUAUUCAUCCCCGAAAUAAAUUAAAACGUUUUCAAAGUUGUGUGUUUCAAGAGUCAAAAGAUUUAAUUAGAAAAGAUAAGAAAUUAAAACGAAUACUUCCUAGUAAUAGAACUGAUCCAAUUUUUAUUGCUUUAGAAGGAUGUCCUAAAUCAGAUAAUUACUCUUUUUCUUCUUCUCUUACAUUUCCUAUGACAAAUCCUAUCUCAUCUCCAAUCGUAAAAAAUACUUUUGGAGCUGCAAAAAUUAAUGAAUUAAAAAGUUGGACUGGAAAAAGAGACUCUCAUAUUAUUUAUUCUUCUAAUUCAGAUGAAUUGUCUUCAAGAGAACUUAAUGCUAAGAUUUGUGGAAAAGAAAAUAUUAUGCUUCUUGUCAUAACAGAAUCUGGAGAUAUUUUCGGUUGUUAUGAUCAAACAUUAAUCCCAUAUAUAAAUACUCAUAGAACUGUUAUAAAAAGUGAAGAAUUCAUUUUAUUCGUUUUUGACAGUUAUGGAAAUACUGCUUUAUUACAAAAAACUUCAUUAGGUCAUUGUAAUGAUAACAACCCUCUUGUUUUAUUUGAUUGUUCUGAAGAUUUCCAUGUUUUUGAAAUUGAUAAUGCUUUUACUUUAGAAACAAAUGGUUACAUUCAUGUUCAAGAUGAUAUUUUUGAAAAUUAUGAUUUGAUUAAUGGAACAAUUCAAUACCCACAACAAUAUUUUACUAUGGAUUUAAAAAUUAACCAUCUUAUUGCUCUUCAGUGGAUUUAA